Amphiprion ocellaris (clown anemonefish) is the source of this 959-nucleotide messenger RNA. It is a transcript of the gene ccl27a, whose product is annotated as chemokine (C-C motif) ligand 27a. The coding region runs from base 108 to 392 and encodes 94 amino acids. Gene Ontology annotation, biological process: immune response. Lineage: Eukaryota; Metazoa; Chordata; Actinopteri; Pomacentridae. The record is from RefSeq and is a predicted model, not a curated record. Gene Ontology annotation, molecular function: chemokine activity. Gene Ontology annotation, cellular component: extracellular region. The transcript has 3 exons.
UUCCCACACUUGCCACACUUGAAAGAGGGUCGGUGGGUGGGUUCACAAGUGUGUGUUAGUAUUUAAACACCAAAGGCAGAUUUCCUCCCCACAGUUGCGCUGCAAUCAUGGACCUGAAAAUUGUGCUGGUGGUUGUCUGUCUGUAUGCUCUGGUCAUCACGUUCACUGAAGGCAUCCCAAAAUGCUGCAUCAAAACAAAGAACAUCCCCAGAAAAGCGCUGCUGAAAGUUGAGAGAUUCGAGAUGCAGACCAGCAGCGGUGCCUGUGACAUCCCUGCACUGGUACUCUACCUAAAAAAUCAAAGGAAUCCCAUUUGUGCUCAUCCCAAGAUGAAGGCACCCAUGAUGAUACUUUUGCACAGGAUGAAACAGAGCAGGCAGAAAUCAAAAUGAAACACCUCUUCUCCAUAUACCAGUGCAUCAUGUUUCCAACUGCUGUUAAAUUUUCAUGUUUUUAAAACAACUGAUCUACUUUUCUAACUCUGUAAGAGGAAAGUAAUGUAACUUUUAAGUACUGCUUAUAUGUCCCCCCAUUUACUCCAGAUUACAAUUUCACUUUGGUAAAAAAUGUACACUUUGUCAAGUUUGAUGCAAAACUAUAUGAUUUUGUUAAAAUCAACUGUCUGAAACACUGUUUACAUGUUAGGGCAUCAAUAAUUACUAAUACUUCCACUUAAAUGUAUUUUCAACAAGGUUUUUGCGUUUACUGGGUUAUUUUAUAAUGCAGUAUGGCAGUUUUGCUCACAGUAAUGAUGCAAAUGUACUUCAACUGUUCCGUUUAUAUAAUUUUUUUUUUUUUUAAAUCUCUAAAUUGUGAUUCAUGUGUUGUUUUUCCUUGUUUUUGUUUUUUUGUGCUCCUGCAGAUGUCUAAGCUAUCAGCAGAGAAAGGUUUUGGAUACAAACUGAUGUUGACCAACAAUAUUCAGACAUUUCAGAAAUAAAUAAAGUUUAAAAAAAUAA